AUUUUGGAAAGUUUAGGAAUAAUUAGUAAUUUAAUGUUUUCAUAUAUAUAUUUAUAUAGGGAAGGGUUUUGAGUGCAAAGGCAAUUAAGUUUAUUUGGGAGGAGAAUUUAAUAGUGAAAGAUGUGGAGACUUAAGUUGGGAAAGGGAGAGAAUGAGAAUAAUUUGUUCAGUACAAACAAUUUCAUUGGAAGGCAAACAUGGGAAUUUGAUCCUGAUGCAGGGACACCUCAAGAACGAGCUCAAGUUGAAGCUGCACGUCUAAAUUUUUACCAAAAUCGAAAUAAAAUCCAAUGUAGUAGUGAUUUGCUUUGGAGAUUUCAGUUUUUAGGAGAGAAAAAUUUCAAACAAACAAUUCCAAAAGUGGUAGUUGAAGAAGGAAAUGGAGGAAUCAUGAAGAAGGAAACUGUAAAAAUGGCAUUGAAAAGAGCGGCAACUUUCUUUGUAGCCUUACAAAGCGACCAUGGCCAUUGGCCUGCGGAAAAUGCUGGCCCUUUGUACUAUUUCCCUCCUUUGGUAUUUGCACUGUACAUUACAAGAGAUCUUAGUACUAUAUUUUCAGAGGAGCAUCGAAAGGAAAUUCUUCGCUAUACUUAUUACCAUCAGAAUGAAGAUGGUGGAUGGGGACUGCACAUUGUGGGAGAAAGUUGCAUGCUUUGCACUGUCCUAAACUAUAUCCAACUUCGUUUAUUGGGAGAAGAAGUUGAUAAGGAAGCCUGUGGUAAAGCUCGAAAAUGGAUUCUAGAUCAUGGAGGUGCUCUUUACAUACCUUCUUGGGGAAAGAUUUGGCUUGCAAUUUUGGGGGUGUACGAGUGGGAGGGAACAAACCCAAUGCCACCAGAAGUUUGGAUGUUUGGAUCAGAAAAAAUAGCUAUGAAUCCAGGAGCACUUUUUUGCUAUGGUCGAUUGACAUAUCUUCCAAUGUCAUACUUAUAUGGGAAGCGCUUUGUGGGACCUCUCACUCCACUCAUUUUACAACUACGACAAGAAAUAUAUACUCAAUCUUAUACCAACAUUAAAUGGAGUCGAGCUCAACAUUAUUGUGCAAAGGAGGAUAAAUGCUUUGAACGUCCACUAAUUCAAAAAUUAGUAUGGGAUGCUCUUCAAUACCUUGGAGAGCCAAUUCUCAAUAGCAAGGCAUUUAGAAGAAUCAGAAAUCGUGCUAUCCAAAUAAAUAAGCUCUACAUUGAUUACGAAGAUCAUUGUAGUCGUUACAUCACAAUUGGAUGUGUGGAAAAGCCGUUAUGCAUGAUUGCUUGCUGGGCGGACGACCCUAAUGGUGAAGCUUACAAGAAACAUCUUGCUAGAGUCAAAGAUUACUUAUGGGUUGGUGAAGAUGGAAUGAAGAUGCAAAGCUUUGGUAGCCAAUCUUGGGAUGCUGCCUUUGCCAUUCAAGCAAUUCUUGCUACUAAUCUUCAUGAAGAAUUCUCAGACACACUUAAAAAAGGUCAUGACUUCAUAAAAAAAUCACAGAUAAAAGAGAAUCCUCAUGGCAAUUUCAAAAGAAUGUAUCGUCACAUGUCAAAAGGAGGAUGGACAUUCUCUGAUCAAGAUCAUGGAUGGCAAGUUUCUGAUUGUACAGCAGAAAAUUUAAUGUGUUGUUUGAUAUUUUCAACAAUGUCUCCAGACAUUGUGGGAGAUCCUAUGGAACCACAAUGUUUUUUCGAUGCAGUCAAUUUAAUACUUUCUUUACAGGCCAAAAAUGGUGGAAUGGCAGCCUGGGAGCCUACUGGGACUGUACCUUCAUGGUUAGAGAAACUAAAUCCGGUGGAGUUCUUCGAAUACUCAUUACUGGAGCGUGAAUACGUAGAAUGCACAUCAUCAGCAAUACAAGCUCUAAUUCUAUUUAAGAAGCUAUUUCCAAGUCACGAGAAGAAAGAGAUCGAUAAUUUUAUAGAGAAAGCAACAAAUUACAUCAAACAAAUGCAGAAAGAAGAUGGAUCAUGGUAUGGAAAUUGGGGAAUAUGUCACAUUUAUGCUACAUAUUUUGCCAUUAAAGGAUUAACAGCAGCUGGGAACACAUAUGAAAAUUGCUUGGCAAUAACAAAAGCUGUGGAUUUUCUACUUAAAAUUCAAUGUGAAGAUGGUGGAUGGGGAGAGAGCCAUAUUUCUUGUUUAAAAAAAGUACAUACUCCUCUACCAGGCAAUACUUCCAAUCUAGUUCAAACUUCUUUUGCUUUAAUGGGUUUGAUCCAUGCCCAACAGGCAAGGAGGGAUCCAACUCCUCUCCAUCGUGCUGCUAAGCUGCUAAUUAACUCUCAAUUAGAAGAUGGUGAUUACCCUCAACAGGAAAUAGCUGGAGUUUUUGCAGACACUUGCAUGCUACAUUAUGCACUAUACAGAAAUCUUAUCGUACGAGGGACUUAAGAGACUUUACCAUACAACGGGCAAGAAUACACAACAUAAAUCCUCUUUCAUGUGUGGGACAAUAAAAGGAUUCCACUAUAUCUAACCUUAACAUUAGCUAAUGGCUCUCAUCCUCGACAAAUUGACAACUUUUUCUGAAAUCAAUACUACUUUUGAUGUUAUUUGACGUACAAGAAUUUAUCAAUGUCUAUUAUAGAUUCUUUGCCAUGACAUGUUGAAAAACCUUUUAGAUCCUAUUAACCAAAGAAAUAAGAUUUUGCACUA
Molecule: messenger RNA, 2628 nt
Organism: Benincasa hispida (wax gourd)
Lineage: Eukaryota; Viridiplantae; Streptophyta; Magnoliopsida; Cucurbitales; Cucurbitaceae
Product: beta-amyrin synthase-like
Biological process (GO): triterpenoid biosynthetic process
Cellular component (GO): lipid droplet
Molecular function (GO): beta-amyrin synthase activity
Source: RefSeq, a predicted model, not a curated record